GUCGUACUACAAAACUGUCAACCUCAACCUUGACUGUUAAGAGGAGCAAAUGGUGAAAUGUCAUGAUAAAAAUUUACAAAAAAUAUUAUGAUAAUAAGUUGUGGAUAUGAUUUAAUUGUAUAUUUUGUUAAAAGUUUUGUGCUGCGAUAAUUAUAUAUUAUAAUGAAUAUAAGGGGCCUUAUUUUUUGUAUAAUUUUCAAUUUAUACUACAAGUAUGUAUCUUCAAACGAGUAUACAGUUCCCGAAACUACAGAUGGUUAUAAAACAAGUGGAGAAUAUCCUAAAAUCAAUCAAUAUACAGGAAAUCCAUCUACUGUUUUUCAAGGCAAUUUUGAUACCUGCAGUGAAGAUGAUUUUGCCUGUUUAGCUAUGGCACAGAAAGAUAGAUUAGGAUUAGAAGCGAUAAAACAAUUACAUAAGCAACUGGAUGAUGAUAAAGAUGGUACAAUAGAUUUAUCAGAAUCUGAUGAUUUCUUGAAAGAAGAAUUGAAAUAUAAUUCCGGCGCUGAAAAGAGGCAGAAAAAUUUCCAUCGCAAUGACGACUACCAUAUAUCUGUCAAAGAUUUAUGGGAAGCCUGGCUGAAAUCAGAAGUUCAUAAUUGGACAGUGGUACAAACUACUGAUUGGUUAACAUCUUGUGUAGAACUUCCCCAGUAUGUUCCUAAGUUUAUUGAACACAAAGUUACUGGUGCCAAUUUACCAAGAUUAGCUGUUAAUAAUGCCGCAUACUUAAACGUCCUUGGAAUAAAGGAUCCAAUACACAAACAAAAGAUCGCCCUAAAGGCAAUGGACGUUGUCCUUUUCGGACCGCCAAAAGAUGUACCGCACUGGAAAGAUUUGAUGUUAAUAUUUUUGAUAAUCGUUGGCGUUACUGUAAUUUGGUAUGCUUAUCAAUUGAAAAAGAAAUUUAGGAACCAUUUAAAUAGAAUGAACAGAGAUAUGGAUAGUCUCCAAAACGCAGAAAGAGCGUUACAAAAUCUUCAGAAGGAAUUGGAAGAAGCCAAAGUGGCAGAAGAAUCUGUGAAAACUGAAAAGAAAGUCUUGGAAAAGAAACUUCAAGACUCUAAAAGUGAACUUAAUUCAAUACCUAGCUCCUAUUCAGACUUAGAAGUUACUCAAUUAAAAGCAGAAAUAGAGAUGCUAAGAACUGAAUUACAAUUAGCAGAAGGUGAACUGAAAGAUAGAUGCUGGACUCCACCAGUAGCAUUACAGCAGUGGUUACAGCUUACGCACGAAAUUGAGAAUAAGUCUUAUCUUAAGAAAAAAAUUCAAGCUGAAAAGCAGUUACAACAAGCACGUGAAGCUUGUGAAAAACUCCGAAAGAAACGGUCAAGUCUUGUAGGUGCCUUUGUUUCAACUCAUGGUAAAUCCAUAGAUGAAGUAGACAGAAGUAUCGUAGAAGCUAGAACGGCACUAAAUGAAGUAACACAUGAGCUUCAAGAAAGAGUUCAUAGAUGGAAACAAAUCGAAAUGUUAUGUGGAUUUAACAUCAUGAAUAAUAGUGGUUUCAAUUUUUUGGAAAAUGUUCUCUAUCGUAAUGCUAACGGCCGUGGAUCUAGUUUGAAAGGACGUAUGAGCAGCACAGAUGAUUUGGAUGAUGACACAGGGUCUAUCUAUAGUGCCUCUGCAGGGUACCACGGCAAAGAUGGUGAUUCUUCGAGUAGCGAAACUAGUAAACAAGAAGAGGAAAAUGCUUGUGCUAGUGAAAGCAAAGGUGGAAGUCGAAAUAAUAUACAUUUUACACUUGGCGAUGAAGGAAUCGAGGAUAUCUCGUACCCGUCUCGACAUACAAACAAAUUAUCCGCAUCUCAUUCGAAAAGCGUCAGCCAUGGUCAACUAAACUUAGCAACAAUAAAUCUGUCUACAAAAUUCCAAGUAACCAAAUCAGCAACUUCAGAUGUAUCUGCUUUAGGAACGAAAUCCAAAUCACAAUCAGAACCAAGCUUAGAAGGAACAAAACUUAGAACAGCUAUUAGGCAAAUGACGAUUCAAGAACAACCGACGUCGUCGAUGGAGGAAGACAUCUGCUCCACCGAUUCUUCCAUGAUAGAUGAAGAAAUUAAGAAGAAAAAACGUAAAUUAAAUUUUUUUUCAAAAAAAAGUAAGAAUAAAGGAGAUUGAUGGGAGUCUGCAAUUUGAUAGUGAAAUUUAUUUAAAUACUUCUUCCCGAUUAUUAAUUUUUUUAAUAUCAAACCUCGCAGUAUUCCAAAUAUUCAAUAUUGAAUAUACAAGGUAACCCAAAUAUACAUCUUCUUAAAUUUUCCUGCAAAUAAUUUAUUUGAGUUACCUGAGAUGAUUUUUAUUUAUCGUAUAACUAUGUGUUUUUGGUAACUAGUAUUAUUUUGUAUUUUUCCAAACUAUUCUACUUAGUUGGAAGUGAUAUUUUUUACCAAAAAAGGAUUACUGAUUCAUUGCCCAGGGCAAAACACUAAGGCAACUAGGGAAUGUUCCAUAAUGAUAUAAUUUAUACAAAUUAUUGUUUUGUUAAUGAUAAAUCGAAAAUGUUUAACAAAUAUUCGUUUGUUUUUGAUAACAGUGAAGCAUUUCGACUUGAAAACGAUAAAGGGACUAGUACCGGUUAUAAUUUUGCAGUUUGCAAAAAAAAAUGAAAAAAAAACAUUUUACAUAUUUUUUUAACAGCUAUAAUUUUUUUUAAUUUUUAUAUCCAAAGGUGGUAAAUGACCUUCUUCGUUAAAAAGCUUUUUGAAUUUUUUGUUUCAUAUUUACCAAAUUAGAGAUUAUCUCAGCACAGUGGGAGACUAUCAUUUUCGAAGUCUCAACUUUGGCACCCUCUAUAAAACGAUAUUGAAGAAAAAAAAAUUUUUUGUAACACAUAAAUUUAAAAUGGAAUUAUAAUAAAGAAAACGAGAAAAAAAUUCAAUUAUGCCCUUAUAACUGGUACUAGUUCUUUAAAAUGCUGUUAUAACUGUUAUUACUUUCUAUCUCUAUUGUCCAUUUUAGUUUACUUUUAUAACGAGUUCAUUUUAGAUAUUCUAAUCAUAAACUGAAUAUGAUAUACAAAAGAAUGUCUAAUAAAUUUUUUAAAUCUUGAAAAUAUUGCACAUCAAAUCAACUAGUACCUUGUUUUUAGUUGUAUAAAGUUGUAAACCCAACCUAAUUUUUUGGAUUUAAAAAGUAAAUAGAAAAGUAAGAAUUAUUUCUCAAAAAAUUAAUGUUUAAUAAUUAAAAGUAAGAGCAAAAUUUAAAUAACAAUAUUGGUUAUUUCCAUUAUUACAAAUUUUUUUAUUGUUGAAAAACAACAAUGACACUUUAUUUUUCUACAGAACAGUGGGGCAUAGUUUUUUCAUUAUUUGGGUUUUUCCUCAACCAUACUUUUUAUUUUAAUUAGUACAAUCUGAUCCAAUACUUAAGUACCUUCAGAUUUGUAAAAACAAGAUAUGUUCACCACUUCUUUCACAAUUUAAUAUAUUUUCUGGUAUUUUACCCUAAUUAGGUGUGUUAUUUACCCACAGAUAUAUAUCCUUGUAAAUUCUGUAGGUAUUACACUACCUUUAAAAAAUAAUACAAUAUACUAUAAAUGAGGACAAUUUAGAAAUCUCAAUAUUAUAUAUACUUUUUUUAACCUUUUCCGUUAUACGGGCGUGGUCUACCAACCAUCUUUAAAAUCCAAACCUGUAAAAUUUUCUAUAUAUUUUUAUCAAAUUCUCAUAUUUCUAAUACAUGUCAGACUUACUGAAAGGGAUUAAAUUUGAUUGCUGAUUCGUAAACAUUAUUAGUAAAAUUAUGUUUUGUUCUGUACCUCAGCUUCAGUUCGAAUAUGUUAUGUAUAGAAAAUAAUAAAAUAUGCAAAACAAGUUCUCAACAAGGAAUCUUCCGCCCUAAUUAAUGUAAAAGAAGAUUUAUUUCCUUGUUGCGCAAAGAUGGUAAUUAACGUAGAGGGUAUUGAUGAGAAACCAUCUUACAAUCAAACAAAAAUUGGCGAAAGCAUAGUUUAGCACAUUAUUACAUCCUAUAAUGUUACCAGAACUACCAAGCGUUGACCUUUGAUUAUCUGUUAAAUUUAUCAACAAUCAAUGCGUUUGUCACCCACGUGAGCAACAAUCUCAAUGGAGAGUUUAAAACAUAUCAACAAUUAUUGCAGAAAAAUUUAGUAUUGCAAUUAUUACUAGGAACGCCUAAAAAAAGAACGCUUGACAAACUUGGUAUGGCUAAGACGCCUGCUGGUGUAGCUGCAGAAUAUGGUUUUGUACCCUCACAGGCAAAACGGAAAAUGUCAAAUAUUGUAACAUGCUUAAAGCACGUUACUUUUGCCCAAUUAUGCGAACAAUUUUUUUACAUGUUAUGUAUUUUUUUAUUUAUAUAAUCGAAAAUGAUUAUUUUUUUUUUGUUUUAAUGAUCUGUAUUUUUAAAUUUAUGCAAAUUUUGGAACAAAUAAUGUGACGAAAUGAUUAGUCAAUUAAUAGUUAAAUAUAAUAACAUAGGGUUCUUGCAUUUUUUAAAAAAGUAUUUAUUUUUUGCUUAUUUUAUAAGUUCUUGAUUUGAAAUAAUGUCAGAAAGUCAAAUAUUUAAUUAAAAGUAAAAAAAUAAUAUCUAAAUAUUCAAUUGAAAAUCGCAAAAAUUUCAAAUUUCUAACUACAUAAGAAAACAAUUCUCAUUGUGACGUCAAAGGUUUAAUAAAAACAUUGAACAGUUGUCUGCUUGGUGAUCACGACGUUAUCGUUGUCGGCAACGUAGCGUGUGCUACUAUAAUACAGUUUUUAUUUAUUAGUUACGUGUAAAUAAAACAUUUUUUUAUAUAUAAGUGAAUAAACCUUUUAUAGGUCAUGUUCUUACAUUAUUACAUAAUGACGUUGAGAAUAAAACGCAUAAUAAACGUAAUUACUAUAAAAUAUUGAAAAAUGGCAAUAUGGUAGCCUUACUGAAAUGCUUAAACUACCUACAAAAUUUUUGAAUUUUCAUUAAUUUCUUUCUCUAUAAAUUGAUCAAAGAAUUAAAAAAAUAUAUAAUCUAUCGAAAACUAUUUUUUUCUCAUACAAACAAAAUUGUAUGAUAAUACCUGGUAAAAAAGACUAGUGAUAUAAAUGAUCAAUUUAAAUAUGUUCCUCUCACACUCCACCCGUAUAAAUGUGUCACGGUCGUCCACCGGUGUAAGGAAGGGGUAAAAAAUAGAUUUUUUUCCUACUUCUUUCAGCGUAACGCUCUCUAGUAAUGAAAUUCCAAUUUUUUUGACAUAAUUAUCAAAGAAUCUCAUAGUUUUAUAAUAAAUUUAACAUAUAAAUCCAAACAAUUAACUCAUUGUUCCAUUUGGCUCUUAGAAAUAACUAAUAAUACUGUUCUAACUAUAUUGCGAUAGAAAAAGGUAAAAGAUGUAAUGUAUUUUCAAGAAUUUAAAUCAAUCCAGCACUUUCUCACACAAACCAUAAAAUAAAAUUGUCAUUCUCGACCAUUUUUAAGAUUUCAUCUAUACCAUUGACAUAAUUAGAAAAUUUUUAAUUAUAUGAAACAAAUAAAACUCGAUUAAAAACUUUAUUUGCGAAAAAGCGACCUUUCUUUAUGAAUGUAGAGGUUAGUGUCAAAGAGGUUUGAUUUUAAAGCUCAAUCACACUUAGGUGUUAUUAUUAAAUUUCAAUACAAGUUUUUAUCUAACUGAUUUGAUUCUGUUUAAAGAAAAACUUGUAACGAAUGUUCAAAGUAUGUCCGUUUUUUAUUGAUAAAACUAUGGAAAGUUUACUUUUCUAGUCUACUCUGUAAUAUCUCUAAUAACAAUAGAAUGACGAAAUUCAAAAAAGCAUCGAUGGUAAAGUACUUAUCAAUGAAUAAUUCACAUUUCUUUGGGAUAAAUUUAUGUAUGCACCUUAUAGGAUAUCACUUUAAUAAUUUAUAAGGAGUGAUAUUUCUAGUACCAUAUCAUUAUUUAAUCCUUCUAUUGGACAAAUAACAAAUUGUUGUUCCUUCAGACCAAUUUUUUUAAUCUUCUAGGGAGAGAUUCAGCACAGUGUUCCUUAACCAGACUUAAAUGAAAAUUACUUGAUCGUCUUCAAUCUACGUAUACACCUAAACUAGAGCACAAAUGCAACGUUUUAAGCCUAUUCAGAAAAUCCGUUUCCCAAUUUCUUGGAAAAUGAUAUGAGUUUGAAUUGUUUUUUCGAAAAUUUUCUUUAUUUUUGAUUUAAUGAUUCACAUUCACCUUUUCUACGUUAAAAUGAAAUAUCAAUAAUUAUGACAUAUAAUAUAGAAGUAAAGUCAUUUUUUAAAUGAGCAUAAAUCACAUAUUAUAUGAAUUAUAUUCACAAACUGCCCGCAAUAAUUGUCUAUCGUAUUCGGGAUUCGCCUUUGAAACUUUAUAUUUCAUCAAUGUGAUAUUAAAGUCAUGAUGCACUAACUCCAUCGCUUGUUCACUAUAAUAAUCUAAUUUCACUUUGAAAUAACUAUCACUAUAUUUAUUGAAACUUUGGAAAUACUUAAAAAUAUUUCAAACAAUUCAAUGAGUCUCUUCUCAAGAUGUCUAUUUUAUUUAGCAACACGGCAUGAAUUUCCCUUGAAAGCAAGAGAGCCAUGCGUGAUCUUACGCUGCAGUCUUGAAGCAUGUGUGUGUAUAAUGUGUCUACAACAUCUAAAAGUAGGUGAAACUCAGGAGUAGUUUAUCUUUCUUAUAUUGGUUAAUGAAUACAAUACUUGAAAUUCUGAGCUUUUUUUGUUUGCUCCUGCUUCAAUCUAGUCUAGAUAAUUUUUUGUUGAUUCUCCAAUUGUUCUAUAAAGGCGUAGUUUGUGAUUUCGCUUUUUUUAGCAUAACACCACGUACAAGCUUAGUAACUUGCGUAUUUCAUAAUAGCCACUAGAAUAUUUGUCAGCUUUAGAUCUGUAGCAAUCGUUCCAUUUCACCAUAUUAUUGAUCGAUAAUUUUAACCACAACAUCGAAGCAUUUGUGUAAUUGUCUUUUGUACUGGAUUCUAUAGCAAAGAUAAAUAACUGCUUCGCACCAGAAGCUUUAAAUUUUUUGAUGUUAUUCCUUCACUAUACUUCUGACGUGAGAUUGUUUUCACUGAUUCAUUUAUCUCUGAAAACUUGAUGGACACAUACUUCCAAAAAUACACCUUCCCCAUCUAUACCGAAUUUUAAAUGAGUAUUUGGCAUUUGUCGUUUAGCUUGAACAGUGUAUGAAAUUUUGCUUCUUCUCAGAUAUCUUUUCAUUGUUCACAUGAGAAAUUUACUUUUUCAACUGCGUCUAAUAAUUUCUCUAAUUUAAGUUGCAUUGCUGCAUUUAUUUUAUUCAUGUUAUAACAUUUCUCAAAACACAGUAAGCACAUUGAAUCUAGAUUUUCAUCGUCAGUUCUAGGGCGAUUCAAACCCAUUUUUCAAAAUUUGAGGACAACUUUGAACACAAUUAAUCAAGAAUAAACUGAACGAUGACAGUUAGCUUGACACUAAGCAUAACUCUGAAUUGUGUUUAUAUCACCUUAUAUUGAACGCAGGAAUUCGAAAAUCAUUCUUUAUGUGAAUAUUUGAAGAAUAAUCAAAAUAAUUAGUAUUACCUUCAUUGGUAUUUCAUUAUUAUAUAUAUAAUCAUUAAAUCGAAAACAAAAAGAAGCUAUCGAACAAACAAUUCAAACCCUUCAUUAUUUUCCAAGAGCUCGGGAAACCGAUUUUUUGAAUAAGCUUAAAACGUUGCAUCGAAGACGUUCAAAAAUUUAAGUCUAGGUAAGGAAGAUCGUGUCAGAAUGUCAUUUAUUCAGAAUACCUUUUUUAUUUUUUGUUGAAAUCUCUAUUUAUAUAGAGAUGGUGUUAAAGUCAUCGAUUGAUAAUAGUUUCUUAAAUUUUGUUUUGAUAGAUUAAUUUCUCCACUUUUUCUCUAAUAUUUUUUUUUAUUUUGUGCCUCCACCAGAGAGGGAAUGAUCAUUUAAAUUCAAUAAAAAAAUUUCAGAAUUCCUCUUUUUAUUUGCUUUUAAUACCAAUUAAUGAUCCUAUAGUGGUGCAGAUACAUUCAAUUUGUGUUCUUUAUAGUAAAAAGUACGGAAAUUUUCAAUAUUACUUAUUAAUUAUGAUCUUUCAUUUUGUAAUAAACAGAAGAAUAAUUCUUAGAAAUGAAUAUAGAGUUGGAAGGGGUUUCCCGGAUUUUGCAUCUAAAUAUUUCAUAUCGACUUGAUUAUUUACUAUAUUGUGCUUAAAUAUUUUCUUCAUAAUUAGAAGUGCUGAGGGAAAUGAGUCUUAGUACUAUCAUACAUUAAUUUGAAAGUAUUUUCUCAAAAAUUGUUUGUAGUAAGAGAAGAAGACAAAUGUGGUUUAGGAUUAUUCUAUAUAUGAUCACUAGAAGACUCACAUUUUCUUUUCAACAUUUUUUGUAAAGAAGAAAAGGUUACAACAAAUUUAUUUAUUAUUAAAAAUAUAUAUUUAUUCAGAAGUCACCUGAAAUAUUUAGAAAAAAAAUACGUCGUUGAUAUGAAUAUGGAGAAAAAAUGCCAAUAUCAACGACUGGAUAAUGCUCAUAUUUCACAAUGGAAUAUGAUUUGUUCCUUUGCUACAGUUAAAAAAAAUUGAAAUUUAAUAGUAAAAACUCCAUUUGAAGUCUUCCAAAUAAGGAGUGUUUAUCCUCUCCUAUCGACAUUUUCAAUUCCACGUGGUACUUAUUUUUUCUGAUUUGUAAAAUAUACUUUGUAGAGUGCGUUUAAAACAUAAUAAUCAAUGAAAAUACUGCCGGAAAAUAAAUUGUUUUACCAUUGGUGAAAUUUAUUGAAUGUAAAAAAAUUGAAACAGUAUAUUCAUUGUUUUAACUUGUGAUUUAAAUUCACUAUAAGCUUUAAUUUGUUUAAAAUAAUUGGACUGUUUUAAAAAUUUUCUAGUAUAUUUACAUCUUUCCUUAAAUUAUUAAUUUUUUAUUGUGACAGAUUUACCCAUAUAUUGUGAUAAAAAUAAACGUUGCUGAACUUUUUGCUAAAUAAGAAUGUUUAUAUAAUAUGAAAAUAAUUAUAGUAGUAACCAAUGCUUGGGAAUAAAUAUGAAAUCCUAAAUAUAUGAAUUCGUAAUGGGUGUCUCAAAAUUAACACAUUUGGAUUAAAAAAUACGUUUUUAGUCUUAAAUUAUUUUUGUGUUGGAAAAUAGGAAACAAUUCUGGCCUAAGAAACCUAAUGUUAAAUUCUUGGGGGCUAAUCCUGAUCAUCUAAAUGAGAGUACACGCGAAGUCUAACAUAGUAAUUUAAUUGAUGCACUUUACACAACCUUUAUCACAUUUAAACAAGACAGUUCUGCGAUAGCAGCACCAAUAACAGUUACUUUUGACCAGCAUCAUUUUCAAAUACCAAAGAUCUCAUUAUGCCACCAAUCCAAAAUCCGCACCAUCAUCACUGUAUUUGUUUUUUGACAAUUACAUUAAGUUAUCCGAACCCCAAACAUAGCAUUCGAAAUUAACAGGUCAAGGUGUAUUUUUCAUUAUCUUUCGAGAUGUUCAAUAGUGAACAUACGUUGUUGUAUUGUGUAACGUUUCAUAUUUACUACCCUUCAGCCACAACUGUCUUUUUGGUCGUUUUUAGAUUGCCAAGAAUUUGCAAUGAAAAUCAUGCGUUAAUUCUGGGACACUAGUAUAAUGAAAAUGAUUGUUAGAAAUGCCAUGUACUUAAUUUAUUACAGUUUUAAAAAUAUCAGUUUUUUGAAAUGCUUUUGUACUUAAUAUAUGUAGAAAUGCCAUAGGUUAAUGCAUUUACUGAGAUUUGCACCUAAUAAAGAAUAAUAUUUUUUCUUUACAUAAGUUAGUUUUUCGUUUUAGAUAUUGAACUUAAUUUUUUUUAUUUGUAAAAAUAAAACUUAUUGUAUUUUCUUGAUCAUUAAAUAAAACUGAAUGAAUUAACCCUAUAAGGUUAAUAGGUCAAUACUGAAUCGUCAAAAAUAACAAAUUUUUGGUUUUUAAAAAUAGAAACCUGCUUCUCAUAGCAAUAAAAUAAAAAUUUUAACUUUCAACUUUCUCGUAUUUCAUAUAUUUACGGAUAUAGUCUUAUACAAAACCUCUGCUCUUAAUUAUUUUGAUAAAGACUGAAGUCGAAACGUCAAUUUUUUAUCAAUCUUAAAAAUUAUUUGAGAAAAACUAAUUUUAAACAGAAGAGACCUAGAAUCCAGAAUAUUUAGAAUCAUUAUAUAUCAAAAGGUCUAAUAAAUAAUAAAUUAAAGAAAAUUUUUCUUUUUGCAUAUAGUGUUGUGUUUUUGCCUCAUUUCAGUUUUAUGAAUCCUAAUUUUUAGUUGUUUUUUCAUUGCGAAAGCUAAAAUAAUGAGAGCUAUUGCUGCAACUAAAGGCUAUGUGCUGGUGUAGAGUAAAGUCUCCAAAAUCUCAUGUAUAAUUUUAUGGUUUGUUUUACUUUCAAAAAUAUAUGUUUUUUGACAGCUACGAUUAAAGACCCUAACUUGACAGUGAUGCACUAACCGAAGAAUAAAAACUGUUUCUGUAACGUCAAAUACGCGAAAAAACUAUUUUCUAGAUCUCAUCCAUUAUAAACACAUUUAUUUUCAUAAUGUAUACAAUGCAGUUCUUAUUUAGCAUCUCUCUAACAAAUUUCUAGAAUCAGAAUGACUUGCUUGAAUUUCUAAUACGAGAUAUUUUUGGGAGUUUCUCAACUGUAAACAUGUGAUAGUCUUAUUCAACAUUUGACUAUAUAGACACAUCAAAACUGUCUUUCAAUUAUAUUCACGAUUGAAGACUAAAUAAUUGUAGAUUUUUUUAUAGUUCUUGCAAUUUUUAAUUUGUCGCUUGGAUUUUAAUUGAUAUGAUGUUAACACUCUGGUGUCAAGGAAAACGGUAUUUCGUUUUUAAUUUAAUGGGGAUUUUGUUAGUUCACACUAUUAUUUAUUGUUAUAUUUUAAAAGCAAAUCUCUUCAUUUAUCUGAUUCUAGUGAUAUAGUACUAAUAAAAUUAAUGAGUGAUUUGUACAAAUAUCUGUCAGCUUGCUUGAUAAAGUUUUUUCAAGGAUCUGUAAGAUUUAAAAGUGCAAUUUUGUAUUGGGGUAAGCUGAUAGGUUUGUGAUUUAUUUGAAGAUAAUUUUUGAUAAAUCUAUUGUUAACUUACUUGACGAUAAACCCAUACACCUGGUUUAUUUCAAUGAUGAAAUUUAAUAUGUAAAAAGUAAGCAAUAAAGAAUUUAUUUUAUA
Messenger RNA from Diorhabda carinulata, 11088 nucleotides. It is a transcript of the gene Stim, whose product is annotated as stromal interaction molecule homolog. Bases 163 to 2121 code for a protein of 652 amino acids. Gene Ontology annotation, cellular component: plasma membrane; endoplasmic reticulum. Gene Ontology annotation, molecular function: calcium ion binding; calcium channel regulator activity; protein binding. Gene Ontology annotation, biological process: store-operated calcium entry; activation of store-operated calcium channel activity; intracellular calcium ion homeostasis. Lineage: Eukaryota; Metazoa; Arthropoda; Insecta; Coleoptera; Chrysomelidae. The record is from RefSeq and is a predicted model, not a curated record. The transcript is spliced from 10 exons.